Trichogramma pretiosum is the source of this 2788-nucleotide messenger RNA. Its product is annotated as excitatory amino acid transporter 1-like. The record is from RefSeq and is a predicted model, not a curated record. The transcript is spliced from 8 exons. Bases 1088 to 2590 code for a protein of 500 amino acids. NCBI's taxonomy places the organism in Eukaryota, Metazoa, Arthropoda, Insecta, Hymenoptera, Trichogrammatidae. Gene Ontology annotation, molecular function: glutamate:sodium symporter activity; neutral L-amino acid transmembrane transporter activity; L-glutamate transmembrane transporter activity. Gene Ontology annotation, biological process: L-glutamate transmembrane transport. Gene Ontology annotation, cellular component: plasma membrane.
GCAGUAGUGCGCGAGUAGUGCGCCGCGACAGGAGCAAGUAGUAGCAGCAGUCUGUGAGUGCACCAAGUAGAUUAUACGCAUACACACACGCGCCUCUCUAUAGACGCAUCACCGCUGGACCCACGUAGCUUUGCGAUCUUUAUUGAACCAAGAGAUCGACUCAAUUUUUCCAUUUUAUUCGGUUUGAGCUUCUAUAGAUAAGCCCAGGGUUUAUUUCUCUAUAUUUUGUGCAGCGAGUAGCGCCGAGUAGAGGCUCAUAGGCAUAUACUUUGAGUGCAUUAACGGCGGGACAGACUCACUUGGAGCAUAUCAGCGGCGGAUCGUUCGCCUCGCAUCGAGACUGAACGCAAGCAUAUAUCUAUACGUGUGCAUGCGAGUGUACGCCGAGAUAUCAGACAUGAUAUAGGAUGCCAGAAGGAGGAAGGGAUCCCUGAUGUGCUUCACGCGAGCCGCUCGAAGGGGGAGAGUACACGAGGCAUUGGCAGUAGCAGCAGCAUCAACCGAAGCAGCAGCGGCAACAAACGACGAGCACGGCGCGUAUCAGUAGUAUCAGUGGCUUAACUCUCUCAGCAUAGUCUGUCAUAGGCUAAAACUGCGCAUACCACCCAAGGUGGCAUAGAUUGAGAUACAUCCUCAUAUAGCGACUACGCAGCGAGUGCGACCGAGAGAAAAAGAGAGACGACACAUCGUACGCGCUCGCAAGCAUAGGCCGAGUUACUUCCGCCACAGGAAGUGUCCCCGGAGCAUCGGCAUCGAAAGCUCGAUUCGACAAAAUAUACCCUCUGCAGUGCUCACGUACCGAUAUAUCUGUGGAUAUCAGUGUGAAAAAGUGUAUUGUUUUUUUGCUCCAUCGAUCGAAUUCGAUAAGGAGCACCGGAUCGAGUGUUACCUACAGUCAGCUGAUUACCCGCUUAUGUAAAUAUAUGUAUUGUCGUGCUAUGUAUAAGCCAACGUGUGCUUAAAUAUACCGCCGAGUAUACGAUAGCAUAAACGCUACCUGUCUGCGAGUGUACGCGCACCAAUACAUUUGCAGCCCAGCAAAUCGAGCUUGCAAGGAUAUCGUCGUCUCAUCUUAUAAGCAGCGACGAUGGAAGUGGCUACUGAACUCUCGCCACUGUCUGGCGUCGACGGCGAGAUGCGGGACCGGAGCUCGUACUACCCGCAAGCACCGCCGCGCUCCAGCAACAAAUUCACCACCUUCAUGAAGCACAACGCCCUGACGAUGCUGACCGUGGGCGGUGUCCUCUCGGGCAUCGGCCUCGGCCUCGUCGUCAAGAACUCGAGGGACGCCAAGUACAGCGAGAGAGAGAUCAUGUACAUCAACUACGUGGGCGAGCUCUUUCUCCGAAUGCUCAAGAGUUUGAUACUACCGCUCAUCAUGGCCAGUCUUAUAUCGGCCAUCGGAUCGCUCGAUUUGUCGCUCAGCAGAAAGAUCGGCGGCAGGGCCAUCAUCUACUACAUGACCACGACCAUCAGUGCCGUCAUAUUGGGUAUUAUUCUGGUGGUAACCAUUCAACCCGGCACGAGGCAAGAUCGCGAAGCCACGAGCGACAGAGCGCCCAGAAACGUCACUACCACGGACACUUUGAUGGACUUGAUUCGGAACAUGUUUCCUCCGAAUUUGGUGGAGGCAUGCAUUUAUCAGCAUCAAACGAAAAUAUCCAUGGGACCCAACAAUACUCUAGACGACAAGUAUUCGUGGAAAAUCUCCUCAUCGAUGGAACCCGGUACAAACAUCCUCGGAUUGGUAGUGUUCUCCACGGUUUUGGGAAUAACUCUUGGUAAAAUGGGAGGCGAUGGCAAGCCUUUGCUCAAGUUCUUCGAAACUCUUUCGACCGCCAUGAUGAUUAUCACGAACUGGGUCGUAUGGUUGUCACCGGUCGGUGUUCUCUUUCUCGUUGCGUCGAAAAUCGUCGAAAUGGACUCGCUCGCGGACGUGGUUCAACAAUUGGGCAUGUACUUCCUGACCGUGAUAAUCGGCUUGUGCAUUCACGGCUUCAUUAUUUUGCCGCUCAUCUACUUCCUGUUCACGAGGCGCAAUCCCUUCUCGUACAUAUCGAACAUGGCUCAAGCGAUGGCCACGGCUUUUGGUACUUCGUCGAGCUCGGCCACCCUGCCAGUGGCCAUCGCCUGCUUGGAGGAGCGAAACGGCGUCGAUCCUCGCGUCACGAGAUUCGUCAUGCCGAUCGGAGCCACCAUCAACAUGGACGGUACCGCCCUCUACGAGGCCGUUGCAGCUAUUUUCAUUGCUCAAGUUCGUCACACCUCGCUGAGCUUGGGACAGUUGGCAGCUAUAAGUAUUACGGCGACCGCAGCAAGUAUUGGAGCGGCUGGCAUUCCUCAAGCUGGUUUGGUCACUAUGGUCAUGGUGCUCGAUACCGUGGGUCUACCUUCCGGCGACAUUUCUUUGAUUCUGGCUAUCGACUGGUUGCUGGAUCGCUGCAGAACAACUGUAAACGUCGUCGGAGAUUCCUUGGGAGCUGGAAUCGUCAACUACCUGAGCAGAAAUGAGCUGGCAGCCCUGCCCCAUCACAGUGGCGGAGCUAGUGCCAAAAAUGGCGGAGGCGACAAUCGCGCGGCGGCCAUAUGAGAUGAUGGCCCCACGGAGUUGUAAUUGCCCGUAUCGAAAUUGUAAACAAAAAACAUCAACGAUCUAAUCUUUUCCAACAGCAACAACAAGCAAGAAACUAUUUCGGUACCAUCUUUUACAGCACCGUACCCCCAUCAUAAGAUAGAAAUAAUUAGCAAUGGAGCAGCAGUUAGAUAGAUACGCGUCGGUCAAUGUCAA